CAUCAUGGGGAAACUGAUCAGGAUGGGGACGCAGGAGAGGCGGUUACUCCGACCAAAGAGGCUUCAUUGGAGUCGCCUCCUUUUCUUCCUGGGAAUGUUGAUCAUUGGUUCCACUUAUCAGCACCUGAGGAGACCCCAGAAUCCCCCUUUAACGUGGACAAAAGUCUCCUCACAGCAGCCUAUUAAACUGGCCAUCAGGGACCUCCCCAAUGAUGAGAUGACAGUGGUGGGCAGUGACCCUCCAGAGGCUAGCUCUGAAGUGGAGGGAGAGAUGCUAGCACCCCAAGACACAAUGAUCAUAGGUGAAGCAGCACCUAGCAUAGCAAUGGAGGACACCCCCAAUCCACCCAUAACAACCAAGAUCACUCCAACGUCACUAAAGAACAAUUAUAGCCCCACAACAGCUGGCACGAGAAGACAAAAAGAAAACAUCCCACCCACACCUAGCAGAGCACCGAGUCACUUCAUCUCAACUUCAGGCAGACAGAGAGUAAAAAGCUAUACCCCAAAACCCCGGGGAGGAAGGAAGAGCUCCAGCCCAGCUCACGCCAGGGAAGAAGGAAGGAUGCAUACCCCAUCCCCAGCAGGUGCGCCCCGCACCAUCAGCCCCACAUCAACAGAGAAAGACAGUGAAACCAUGGCAACCUAUAGGAUGUUAGAGCCCAGAUCUGAGAGAACAGCAGGAAAAACUUCUCUCAGGAGAAUGGCUCCGAACACCCCGACUUUCUUAACACGCGAAGUAGAAACAGACCUCGCGACUUCUCCAAGUUUGGUGGGGAAGAACACCCUGGGAAGUCCUAGAAGAGGAGAAAGAAACAGCUCUACCACUCCCCUGCGAGCAGUCCUGCAGCCUACCCCUGCCACCUCUGAGGAGCAAGUGACGGCAAGCAUCAGGAUGGGUAGCACCCCAGCAACCACUGAAGGUUCUACUGCUGCCCGGAGAAUUGGCAAUCCCUUGUCCGGAACCAGUACACCAGCUGUUAGAAUUGCCUCAGCCACCAACAGGGAAAAGAGACCUUCCACAGCACACGGCACCCUAGUAACUCCCCAAGUCAAGGCAGUCCUGACCACACAGGUCCACCGCUGUGUGGUUGUGGAGCCAGCCCCAGCUGUACCCAUGACCCCAUCUCCGAGCAUGACAGCCAUCUUGUUCCCAGAGGCACCUACUUCCGGUCCCUCAGCCUUGCCGCCUGGCUGGCCAAACCUCCACCCCAAGGCGGAGUAUCCCCCAGACCUGUUCAGUGUGGAGGAUCGACGCCAGGGCUGGGUGGUCCUACACAUCUUUGGUAUGACGUACGUGUUUGUGGCCUUGGCCAUCGUGUGCGAUGAGUACUUUGUCCCAGCCCUGGGGGUCAUCACGGACAAGCUUCAGAUCUCCGAGGAUGUGGCCGGGGCCACAUUCAUGGCUGCCGGAGGCUCAGCCCCUGAGCUCUUCACCUCUCUCAUUGGUGUCUUUAUCUCCCAUAGCAAUGUGGGUAUUGGUACCAUCGUGGGCUCCGCUGUGUUCAACAUCCUUUUUGUCAUCGGCACCUGCGCCCUCUUCUCCCGGGAGAUCCUCAACCUCACCUGGUGGCCCCUGUUCCGAGAUGUCUCCUUCUACAUCCUUGACUUGUCUAUGCUCAUAGUCUUUUUCCUGGAUAGUCUCAUUGCCUGGUGGGAGAGCCUGCUGCUGCUGCUGGCCUACGCUCUCUAUGUGUUCACCAUGAAGUGGAACAAGCAGAUUGAACGCUGGGUGAAAGAGCAGCUUAGCAGGAGGCCAGUAGCCAAAGUCAUGGCCCUGGGAGACCUCAGCAAGCCCAGUGAUGGUGCCAUUGAGGAAAAUGAACAACAGGAUAACAAGAAGCUGAAGCUCCCGUCUGUGCUGACCCGAGGGAGCAGCUCGGCCUCGCUGCACAACAGCAUCAUCCGCAGCACCAUCUACCACCUCAUGCUCCACAGCUUGGACCCCCUGGGGGAAGCCCGCCCCUCCAAGGACAAGCAGGAGAGUUUGAAUCAGGAAGCCAGAGUCCUCCCCCAGACCAAAGCAGAAAGCAGCUCAGACGAGGAGGAGCCAGCCGAGCUCCCUGCGGUCACGGUCACUCCAGCCCCUGCUCCAGAGGACAAGGGAGAUCAGGAGGAGGAUCCAGGCUGCCAGGAAGAUGUGGAUGAGGCUGAACACAGAGGAGACAUGACAGGUGAAGAGGGUGAAAGGGAAACCGAGGCAGAAGGAAAAAAAGAUGAAGAAGGGGAAACUGAGGCAGAAAGGAAAGAAGAUGAUCAAGAAGAAGAAACUGAGACAGAAGGGAAAGAGAAACAAGAAGGGGAAGUUGAGGCAGAAGGAAAAGAUGAACAAGAAGGGGAAACUGAGGAAGAAGGAAAAGAAGUUGAACAUGAAGUGGAAACUGAGGCAGAAAGAAAAGAAGAUGAACAAGAAGGGGAAACUGAGGCAGAAGGAAAAGAAGCUGACCAUGAAGGGGAAACUGAGGCAGAAGGAACAGAAGCUGACCAUGAAGGGGAAACUGAGGCAGAAGGAACAGAAGCUGACCAUGAAGGGGAAACUGAGGCAGAAGGAACAGAAGCUGACCAUGAAGGGGAAACUGAGGCAGAAGGAAAAGAAGCUGACCAUGAAGGGGAAACUGAGGCAGAAGGAAAUGUUGAACAUCAAGGGGAAACUGAGGCAGAAGGAAAAGUUGAACAUGAGGGGGAAACCGAGGCAGGAGAAAAAGAUGAGCAUGAAGGGCAAAGUGAAACCCAAGCAGACCACACUGAGGUGAAAGAUGGUGAGGGUGAAGCAGAAGCCAAUGCUGAAGAUCAAUGUGAGACCACCCAAGGUGAGAAAGGUGCAGACGGUGGAGGGGGAAGUGAUGGAGGGGACAGUGAAGAAGAGGAGGAUGAGGAGGAUGAAGAGGAGGAGGAAGAGGAGGAAGAGGAGGAAGAGGAGGAGGAAAGUGAGGAGCCUCUGUCCUUGGAAUGGCCUGAGAGCAGGCAGAAGCAGGCCAUCUACCUCUUCCUCCUGCCCAUCGUGUUCCCACUGUGGCUGACAAUACCUGAUGUACGGAGGCAGGAGGCCAGGAAGUUUUUUGUCAUCACCUUCCUGGGAUCCAUCAUCUGGAUAGCCAUGUUCUCAUACCUCAUGGUGUGGUGGGCUCACCAGGUUGGUGAAACCAUUGGGAUUUCUGAAGAGAUUAUGGGUUUGACGAUCCUAGCGGCAGGCACUUCAAUUCCUGACCUCAUCACCAGUGUGAUCGUUGCCCGGAAAGGCCUGGGAGAUAUGGCCGUGUCAAGCUCGGUGGGCAGUAACAUAUUUGAUAUCACAGUGGGCCUGCCUGUCCCCUGGCUCCUGUUCUCUCUCAUCAAUGCGCUGCAGCCUGUUCCUGUCAGCAGCAACGGCCUGUUCUGUGCCAUUGUCUUGCUGUUUCUCAUGCUCCUGUUUGUUAUCUUCUCAAUCGCUUCGUGUAAAUGGAGAAUGAACAAGAUCCUGGGCUUCACCAUGUUCCUUCUUUACUUUGUGUUCCUGGUGAUCAGUGUGAUGUUAGAAGAUCGAAUCAUAUCCUGUCCUGUAUCUGUCUGAUUCAGUCACGGAUGCUCGAGAUGGACAGAGAGCAGAAGACCUGGCUGGAAGUUACUGUCCGUCUUACCACACCAAUCAAAUAAUAAACACGAUCAGGAAUGUGAA
This is a messenger RNA of Rattus rattus (black rat), 3655 nucleotides long. It is a transcript of the gene Slc24a1, whose product is annotated as solute carrier family 24 member 1. Bases 5 to 3550 code for a protein of 1181 amino acids. The transcript has 10 exons. Gene Ontology annotation, cellular component: membrane. Lineage: Eukaryota; Metazoa; Chordata; Mammalia; Rodentia; Muridae. The record is from RefSeq and is a predicted model, not a curated record. Gene Ontology annotation, biological process: long-term synaptic potentiation; long-term synaptic depression; intracellular calcium ion homeostasis. Gene Ontology annotation, molecular function: calcium, potassium:sodium antiporter activity; calcium channel activity.